AUGAGAACAGAUCCUCGCCGGAAGAGCACAGGCAACGGAGCCUUCCUGAUCUCUAGUAGUCGGUCUCAGUCGACAGCAAAGAUGGACCGGGUACUUCCUCCACGACCUCGCAACCCAGCCUUGUACCGACUAUACAAGUUUCGGACCAUCCUGCUGCCGAUUCUUCUUGCCUUGGAUUUCAGCACAUUGAUCCUGGCUGCCAUUUACGCCUAUUGUGUAGCGAAGCCCUACACGAACGUCGUGGCCGGAGCCAACUCUUCCAUCUUUGGCAAACGAGAGACAGCACCCUACGCCUCGAGCACCGCGCCCUCAACGGGCAACACUUCAAUCUAUGCAGCGGAAACACAACCCGAAACCGCGCUUUUGUUCUAUGCUCUUACCGCCGGAGGUCUUUCUCUGACCCACCUCGUUCUGGAGCUCACCAUGCACCACAACACCCCUAGGUUACUCUCCCUUCGCAAGGCCUACAUCAUCUUGCUUGCCACUUCCUCCCUUCUCAUCUGUGGCUGGAUCACAUCCCUCUCCUUCUGGAUGCACUGCGAACUACCUAUCUUCAACCAAAAUAUAUCCGGCCAGGCCGUGUGUCCCGUGCAAGUCCGGGGCCAUUUUAUGUAUGGCAUUCACGAAGUGAGCAUUGCAAGAAUCGUGGUGGGUUGGGUUGUCGUCAUGAUGUACGUGGCCCAUGUGGUAUUGAUGGUGAUGGGUUGGCGGGCGCAGAGGAGAAUUUGGAGGAUCAUUGGUCCUCAAAAGGGUGACGGUGAUGUCGAAAUGACACAUGGGGAGGCAAGGGUUGUUGUGGUCAGAUUCGGCGAGGAUGUGAAAGAGGCCGAUGAAGGGUCGGGGAAAGAGACGACAGUGGUAUAA
Messenger RNA from Fonsecaea multimorphosa CBS 102226, 864 nucleotides. RefSeq lists its product as uncharacterized. The record is from RefSeq and is a predicted model, not a curated record. Lineage: Eukaryota; Fungi; Ascomycota; Eurotiomycetes; Chaetothyriales; Herpotrichiellaceae. The transcript has a single exon. The coding region runs from base 1 to 864 and encodes 287 amino acids.